UUGCAGUGUGACCAUUGUCAAGAAUGGCAGCACAGGGUUUGCAACACUGAGUUUAAGGAUCACGGCCUAAACGACUCUCGACCUAAAGGGAUCACGGCCCAAAUGACUCUCGGCCUAAAGGGAUCACGGCCUAACCAACUUGAACUCGGACAGAGAAGAGUGCUUCACACACUUGUUAGAUUCAAACCAUCAUGAACUAUCGCACAGAGAAGAGUGCUUCACACAUUUGUGAUUCUUGGUUCACUCACACGAUGUCCAGGCCAGAUAUCACUUGUACACGGCAGAAGGCAGUCCGAUCAUGGACAAGUGUUUGGUGUGCAAAGACGUAGUGCGUCCUCGACAGGAGGCAUUGUUGUGUGAUGGAUGUAAAUCGUGGCAACACAGAACCUGUAAGACUGGGAUUUCAAGGGAGGACUAUAGAAGAGCUGUAAGGGAGGGUCUUGACGUGAAUUGGAGCUGCACAACUUGCUCUUCUGUACAAGACAUCGCUGUACAUGACUGCCCUGAGGAUCAUCUACCUACUCCGACCCAGGCGUUAGUGGAUGAUAUAAAUUCUGAAACUUGUCUAGACGAAGACACCUUGGACAACGACACUUUGGACUGCUCUGAGGCUCAUCCACCUAUUAUAACGUAUGAAAAAAUGUGUGCAUCUUCACAAAGGGGCAAGCAGAAACUUCUGGACAGUCUACGAUUUUCAUACACAAAAGAAAAACAAAUGUUGGUGUUCAUUGGCGCUGUGCAGUGCGUACGUAAUAAAAAGGUUACCUGUAACAUGAUGGUAAAGGAAGUGAACGGAGUGUUUAUCAGAGGAGCCAAUGAACAUUCACACCCACCGGAAGCAUGUCCUUUGACUACAAGCAUGGUGUCAAAGUUAAUUAAAGACAAAGCAAUGGAUGAUGUAUUUCGCCCAGCUUUAGAAAUCGUGGAGGAAGUGCUUCUUGAACACGUUGAUCCAACAAAGCCUACUGCCUCGCUACCUGCACCGGUGAAUCUAGCUCGCCAAGCAAACAGGAAGCGGCGAGCUAACAGACCUGCUGAGCCCAGUGACCUAACUUUUUGUAUUAGUGAGGAGCACAUUCCACCUAACUUUCUUAAAUCAGAUAUAAGUAUAGGGGACAGACGCCACCUAUUGUUUGCAACACAAGAACAGCUUCAGUUACUUGAUAAAGCAAGAAAUGUGCUCCACCUAAAUUUCUUAAAGCAGAUAUAAGUAUAGGGGACAGACGCCACCUAUUGUUUGCAACACAAGAACAGCUUCAGUUACUUGCUAAAGCAAGAAAUUGGUAUGUUGAUGGAACUUUUAAAGUAGUGAGGCGACCCUUUACCCAGCUUUUUAGUAUUCACGCAUUUAUGAAGUGCGAUGGUAACGUAAAACAAACGCCUCUGUUGUUUGUGUUAAUGUCGGGUAAGAGAUGUAAAGAUUAUAGGAUAAUUUUUAGUAAACUCAAAGAAAUUUUAGAUGGACAAUUAAAAGUAA
Scylla paramamosain (green mud crab) is the source of this 1477-nucleotide messenger RNA. RefSeq lists its product as uncharacterized. The record is from RefSeq and is a predicted model, not a curated record. NCBI's taxonomy places the organism in Eukaryota, Metazoa, Arthropoda, Malacostraca, Decapoda, Portunidae. Bases 299 to 1210 code for a protein of 303 amino acids. The transcript is spliced from 2 exons.